This is a messenger RNA of Phytophthora sojae, 402 nucleotides long. RefSeq lists its product as hypothetical. The record is from RefSeq and is a predicted model, not a curated record. NCBI's taxonomy places the organism in Eukaryota, Oomycota, Peronosporomycetes, Peronosporales, Peronosporaceae. The annotation marks the transcript as partial. The transcript is spliced from 2 exons.
AUGGGGGCCGGUCCGUCGCUGGGCAAGUUCCUCAAGGCUAUGGACGACGAUGAGCUCUCCAAGCUCGUCGACACUCCCCCGCCGCGAGACGUCGACGCCGUGGACACCUCGAACGCCUUGAGCAUGCCUGCUGCCCUGCUGUCCACCCCUCAGCCUGUGACCUCACAGGCAGCCCCUCCGAUGCUGAGUGAGAUGCUGCCGCAUACUCCAUCAACGACGACGGCGUCUUCGGCUGUGAGCACAGUGCCGCAGAUGUCGACUGUCACGACCAUCGAGGUGAUGGCGGAUUCGGCCGACGAACACGCGCCGCUGACGGGUGUCAAGGACCCGAUGAACGCUCUGUGGACGUUCGAAGGCCACCACCUCCGCGAGCUGCAGGCGGCGGACAAGAACCCCCAGAAC